AAAGCCCACUGCAAAACUACCCUUAAUGGGCCUGAUCCACGAAAGUCGGCCGCUUUAGACUUGUAAAAUAUAUACACAGUCCAUCGUAUGUUACUAGAGAAAAAAAAAUUCGUCUCCGUUAAUCUAAACCUCUACAGAGAGAGUCUCAGGCUUGAUACGAUCUGUAACUAUGGCGGCAGAGCAGAAGGCGACUACUGAAGAAGUGAAGAUGGAUCUGUUCGAGGACGACGAUGAGUUCGAGGAGUUUGAAAUUAACGAAGAUUGGGUUGAGAAAGAGGAAGUGAAGGAAGUUGGACAGCAGUGGGAAGAUGAUUGGGAUGAUGAUGAUGUCAAUGACGACUUCUCGCUUCAGUUAAGGAAGGAACUUGAGACUAGCUCUGCUGAUAAGAAAUGAAUGAGAAGCAGCUCUCAAGAUUGAAAGAUCGUAUUUGAAUUUGCAUCCUCUGUUUUUUUUACUAUUGUUGCUUCUACUUUUACCCUUUUGCACAUUUUACUCUUGGAUGCAAUAUUCCCCAUCUAUCAAAUCUUAACCGCUUAAUAGAUUUAUUAUGAUUCAGUC
Molecule: messenger RNA, 559 nt
Organism: Raphanus sativus (radish)
Lineage: Eukaryota; Viridiplantae; Streptophyta; Magnoliopsida; Brassicales; Brassicaceae
Product: protein DELETION OF SUV3 SUPPRESSOR 1(I)
Exons: 3
Coding region: 170-394 (74 amino acids)
Biological process (GO): proteasome assembly; double-strand break repair via homologous recombination; mRNA export from nucleus
Cellular component (GO): proteasome regulatory particle, lid subcomplex; proteasome complex
Source: RefSeq, a predicted model, not a curated record